Molecule: messenger RNA, 910 nt
Organism: Polistes dominula (European paper wasp)
Lineage: Eukaryota; Metazoa; Arthropoda; Insecta; Hymenoptera; Vespidae
Product: zinc finger protein 593 homolog
Molecular function (GO): nucleic acid binding; zinc ion binding
Source: RefSeq, a predicted model, not a curated record
UUUUCCCUUUGGCGUUCUCCCUCCGAUCCCUUUCUCGCGGGGCACACAGAAAGGCACCCCGCGCGAUCAACGACGACGCGACUCGUCGUCGCUCGUUGGCGGCCGCGCGGAUCGAUUCACCUGUCACUUGUCAAGUUAAGGCGAACGUUUAAGAUUCGUCGUCGCGCCACGACGCACACCACUCUCUCUCCGUAGCUCGUCGCGGCGCACCGUAGCGCAGUACAGGCACACAGCGCAGCGCAACGCACCGAACGAACCACCAACAACACCACCACUCACAACAGAACCAAACUACUGAGAGAGACCAACACACGGCUACAAAUGUACAAAUGACGUACAAACGUAAGAAAUAUCAUCGAGGAGAUACACAUUUAAAAAAAGGUUGGAGAACCAAAAGAAGAACCAAAGAUUUGGACGAGAUUGACGAAGAUUUAAAAGAAGAAAAUGUGAAACAAUUGUUAAAUCAAGAAAUUGAUUUUGACAAACCAGGAAGUGCACAACAUUAUUGCAUCCAUUGCGCGAAAUAUUUUAUAGAUAAAACUGCAUUGCAAAGUCAUUUUACAACGAAGGUACAUAAACGUAGAUUAAAAGCAUUGGAAUUAGAACCCUACACAAUUGAAGAUUCUGAAAGGGCUGCUGGCAAAGGAAAUUACAUACAACCGAAAAAAAGAAAAAUAGAAACUUUGACAAUAGAUAAUGAAACUGGCACAAUACCAAAAGCUAAUUUUAAACGGUACAUGUAAACGAGAGCACACAAUAAAACGACUAAAAGGAACAUACAGAAAUACAGUGUUAUCGAAACAGCUGUUUUGGACAAUCUUAAUCCAAACGGACAAGGAAGUGUCCCACCAUAAAUGCUUCUCUCUUUUCCAUCUGUAAAACAAUAAAAUUAUCUAAACAUUAUAUUUCA